AUGAUCGAGCAUGAGUACGCGUACCGGCCGUCGCUCGAGUCGUGCGCCUCCAAGCUGUCGGAGAAGCUGCAGGGCGCCGGCCUGAUGGCGGCCGAGCCGAGCGCCACGUCGGGCGUCUCGCUCAGCGACUCGAACCACUUCUCGCUCUCGGUGCUGCUGCGCGGCGCGUCCGAGGCGGAGGACGCGUCCACGCGCGGGCUGGUGCUCGAGACGGUGGAGAAGGAGUUCCCGAUGCUGCGCUGCGUCGAGGAGCGCACCUCGCUCGAGAUCCGGCCAAAGCCGCAGUGGAACCGCGCAAAGGCCGUCAAGUGGCUCACCGACACUGUGGUGGACCGCGUGGCGGGCACGCUCGGCGUCAAGGCUGUCGUGCCCGUCUACGUGGGCGACGACACCGCCUUCGGCGCGUCCAUCUGCGAGCUCGAGGGCGGCGUGUACGUCCACAUCACGGGCGGGCCGUCGUCGCACGACGGCUCCUACUUUCUGCGCGAGGCGUCGCAGGCGGACGAGCUGCUCCGCUUCUUCGUCGAGCAGGCGCACGCGGGCGUGACCUGGCACCGCGCGGCGAGCAGCGAUCGGGUACCGCGGUGA
Molecule: messenger RNA, 588 nt
Organism: Emiliania huxleyi CCMP1516
Lineage: Eukaryota; Haptophyta; Isochrysidales; Noelaerhabdaceae
Exons: 2
Coding region: 1-588 (195 amino acids)
Biological process (GO): trehalose biosynthetic process
Molecular function (GO): trehalose-phosphatase activity
Source: RefSeq, a predicted model, not a curated record